Molecule: messenger RNA, 2129 nt
Organism: Columba livia (rock pigeon)
Lineage: Eukaryota; Metazoa; Chordata; Aves; Columbiformes; Columbidae
Gene: OXNAD1
Product: oxidoreductase NAD binding domain containing 1
Exons: 9
Coding region: 696-1646 (316 amino acids)
Cellular component (GO): mitochondrion
Molecular function (GO): oxidoreductase activity
Source: RefSeq, a predicted model, not a curated record
CCCCCGAUCGCCCCCUCCCCACAGCGGGAUCCCUGCACGGCGCCGCUCCCACCGGUGCCUUCUGCACCUUGGCCCCGCCGGUUCCACGUCCGGAGCGCCUUCCUGGCCGAGGGGCGGCGCGGAGCAGCGAUCUCCGGUGGCCGCGACCUUGUCCUGCUCCGACCCCCGGGUCGGAACGGGACGGGACGGGAGGGCAGUGGGGCCACAGCGUUCCCGCCGCGUUCCCGCCUCCUCAGUGCUGCCCUGCUUCAGUCGAACGCGGGCUUCUCCCGCGCUUCCCGCACCGGGGUGCUCCUCAGUGCUGGGUCAAGGGGAAAAGCGUUUUUCGGUUAUGACUUUUGCAGAAGGGACGGUUUGUCUCGUGGGGUGCCUCUUAGCCAUCCAUACACUUAAUGGUGGUAAAAGAUUUGCUGUCCUGCUCACCUCCUCAGCACUCUGACAUUAACUUAAAUAGUAUUCACUCUUCAGUGUGGUACAGGUUAACUAUAAGUAACUCUGUCCCUUCAGAUACUGAUGUAGGAUUGAGGAAAUGAAGAGAUACAGUCAUAGAUCUCAAGCGAUAAUAACCCAAGGCUGGUGGGUCAGAGGAGUGAAAGAAGAAAGGAAAUAUUUGAAGUGGCUAUUUCUAUAAGGAUUUGGAUAAGAAGAGAAGAAAAAAUAAAGAAGCUGGUGAUUCUGAAGGAGGCCUAGUCAUCAUGGCUCGUGCUACUAUUUAUGUGGGUUUUACUGUUCCUCAGUUACUACGAGGUGUUAGCAGGUGUUUUUCUUCUCAUUCUGCAUUGGUGGUGUUGAGGCACUCGGCUUUUUGUUACUGCACAGCGAACGGCACAAUAAAAUCAAAAAGGAAAAUGGAUCAUCUAGAGAGGACAGCAAAAAAUUUUCGCCAGGAGGUAAUUUCACAAGCAAAAGUGUGUGGGAUCACAGAUGAAUCAGAGACAGUCAAAAGACUUCGUUUGUCUAUCACAAAUAAAGAUUUUACUUUCAAAGCAGGACAGUGGGUUGAUUUCUUUAUUCCUGGAGUAUCUGUAGUUGGGGGAUUCUCAAUAUGUUCAAGCCCCGGGCUGCUGGAACGAGAAGGGUUGUUAGAGCUGGCAGUAAAGCACACUGUUCAUCCUCCUGCUCACUGGGUUCACACUGAGUGUACUGUUGACUCAGAAGUGGCUCUUCGAGUGGGAGGUGAUUUCUUCUUUGAUCCUCAGCCUGGUGACUCCCCUGUAAAACUAGUGCUGAUAGCAGGGGGUGUUGGAAUUAACCCAUUGUUUUCUAUACUGCUGCAUAUAGCAGAUCUUCAUGGAUACCAAGAAAGUAAAGGAAAUGGAUACAAAAUGGGAACAGUGAAGCUCUACUACAGUGCAAAAAAUACAAGCGAACUCUUAUUUAAGAGAAAUAUUCUUGGUUUGAUGAAUGCAUUUCCUGGAAAGAUCACAUGUCGGUUCCACGUUACCCAACAGAGAUCACAGAUCUGUAAGGAACUUCAGCCACAUGUUACAGAGGGAAGAAUAUCUGAAAAGGACCUAGAAAAACAUGUAUCUAAGGAUACUUUAUGGUACAUCUGCGGUCCACCUCCAAUGAUAGAAUCUAUAUCCAAACUUCUGUCCAACAUUGGUGUUCCUAGAAACUGUGUUUUCUUUGAGAAAUGGUGGUAGUGACACCUGCUGAACAGAAAAUAUAUUAUUUGUUCCAAGUGUGUUUUGAUAAGCUGAAAUAUACAGAAAAUGGACUAUGAAUUAUUUGGAAGAUUCUGCUUCAUCCAUGAAGAUGUCCUCAAUCAUGAUGGUGUUCCUUUAAUUUAACUAUAAUAUUCUUCUAACAUAGUGCUGCUGCUUUUUGGGACAAAAUCAUUUUAUAUUAAAGACAUUAACUGUUCUGUUUUUUUGAUGGUUCGCUUGCUUCUUACAGGUCACAGCAUAUUUUCGCUUUAUAGACUUGUUUUGUUAGUCAGCUUUUAAAAGACUUUCAGUGCCCGAUUGAGCAGUUGCAGAGAACCAGUUGUGCAGCAAUGCCAGGUCAGUUUAUAAUAAAUAGUGCAGGCCACAACUUCUGACUCUGCUACAAAUUGUUGUGCUGAUGAGUCAACACACUGCCUUCCCCAGUUCUAAAUAAUAAAUUAAUAUUUUUAUAGAACUAGA